UGGGACUCUUCUUCGCAAUCCUUGACAUGGGUACCCUGGCUGGCUGACCACUAUUUCCCCAGAGUCGAAUGCUGGAUGAGCCAUCCAGGAUGGAAACCCAGUACACAGAGGAUGACCCGGGACCUGGCACCCCCGCAGGAGAGCCGGGAGACCAGCAACAAUCCAGCAGGCCAGACCAGGCCAGAGGGGAGAGAAGGGGUGGGGGCAGUAAAGAGACAUUUAUCUGCUUCCCUAGCUGCUCUGUGGGCCAGUCCAAAUAAUCAGUGCUCAGAAAUCUCUUUCUCAAUCCCCUCACUUGCUGCACCUGCCUCUUCUCAUUCUGGGGAGUGAGCAGGCUUGGUGGGCUGCUGUCAUCUGAAUCUGCCCUCUCACCCCACUAUUUCAGGCCCAUGAGGACUGGGGCAAAGCUACUGUGGGAGCCCAGUGGGUUCCCCAGGUGGAGUCAGGCUGUCUGGUGAGAAUAGGGAAUAGAAAUAUUUUCUGCCUUCCAGCUUCACAGGCAAAGUGCUGGCAUUCAGUACAUCGUGGCUGGGCUGUGCUGGGAGCAAUGGGCCUGCUGGCCGGAGCUGGUGUCAGCUCUUGGCUCCUAGUGCUGUACCUGCAGCCCUCUGCCUCCCAGCCUAUCUCCGGACCCUUGCAGCAGGAGGAGAGUGUGAGCUGUUCUGAGGCCAGCAGCCAGGAACCCGUUACCCCAACACUUCCCAAAACAGUGUCUUUCAGAAUAAACAGAGAGGACUUCCUGCUGGAGGUGCAGGUGAGAGCCUGGCCAGACUGGCUCCUGGUCUGUCACGAAGGCUGGAACCCUGCCCUGGGGUUGCGGAUCUGCCGGAGCCUUGGGCAUCUCGGACUCACUCAGCACAAGGGAGUGAGCCUGUCUGAUAUCAAGUUCAAUGGCUCUCGGGAGUUUGCUCAGCUGUCUCCCAGACUGGAAGGCCUCUGGGAGGAGGCGUGGCAUCUUAGGGACAACUGUACCUCUGGUCGAGUUGUGUCCCUCAAAUGUUCUGAGUGUGGAACAAGGCCCCUGGCUUCCAGGAUAGUCGGUGGACAGGCUGCAGCCCCUGGGCGUUGGCCAUGGCAAGCCAGUGUCACCCUGGGCUCCAGGCACACAUGUGGGGCCUCUGUGCUGACCCCACACUGGGUGGUCACUGCAGCGCACUGCAUGUACAGUUUCAGGCUGUCCCGGCUGUCCAGCUGGCGGGUGCACACAGGGCUGGUCAGCCAUAGUGCAGCCAGGCCACACCAUGGGGCCAUGUUGGAGAGGAUCAUCCCUCACCCCUUCUACAGCGCCCAGAAUCAUGACUAUGACAUCGCUCUCCUGCGGCUCCGGACACCGCUCAACUUCUCAGCCCACAGCUCAGACACUCUCCAGGAUGCUGUGGUGCCCCUGCUCAGUUCCCAGCUCUGCAAUAGCUCUUGCAUGUACAGCGGAGCCCUCACCCACCGCAUGCUGUGUGCCGGCUACCUGCAUGGAAGGGCUGACGCCUGCCAGGGGGACAGUGGAGGCCCCUUGGUGUGUCCGGAUGGGGACAUGUGGCACCUAGUGGGCUUGGUCAGCUGGGGUCGUGGCUGUGCAGAACCCAAUCACCCAGGUGUCUACGCCAAUGUGGUUGAGUUCCUGGACUGGAUCCAUGACACUGUGCAAGUCCACUAGAAGGAACGGAAGCAGCAGUUCUGAUGCCCAUGGCGGGAAAUACACUAUGCUGCAAGAGAGACACAGCCACCACCCUAGGGCCACCAGCUCUUCCCCUCAGGAUCUGAUGUGGAGUGCCUCUUUAUCACUAGGGAGGCUCAACCAUGGGAGAGAGAUAGGGGCUGGGUUAGACAUGGUGAGGGGGGAGGAGGAAGAGAGAAGGGUCAGUUGCUGG
This is a messenger RNA of Ochotona princeps (American pika), 1865 nucleotides long. It is a transcript of the gene TMPRSS5, whose product is annotated as transmembrane serine protease 5. Lineage: Eukaryota; Metazoa; Chordata; Mammalia; Lagomorpha; Ochotonidae. Gene Ontology annotation, cellular component: plasma membrane. Gene Ontology annotation, molecular function: serine-type endopeptidase activity. The transcript has 10 exons. The record is from RefSeq and is a predicted model, not a curated record. Gene Ontology annotation, biological process: proteolysis. Bases 548 to 1651 code for a protein of 367 amino acids.